UUGUAAAGCUUUAUAUAUUGUGAAAGACUAAUAGUAUAUAUAUACCCAAAUAGAAAGGUGUAUCUUCAAUGAACACCGAGACAAGAUGAAUUUCUCAGUUUGUCUUCUUGGAGCUCUCUUCGUGGGUGCAGUUGCCUAUCCAGUUAGCAAAGACAAUUCUUUGGAAGAACUAGGGGAUGUAAUGCAGAAUGAAAAACUGGAAACAUGGGAAAAAUUUCUGAAAAAUGGGGGCAGAGUUUACAUUAUCAAAAAAGGAAUGAACAACAAAGAGGGAUACAAUGUAAACAAAGUCACAACAACGACCCAAGAACACUCAAUUUCUGGACAAGGGGGAGAAGAAGACGAUACGGUGGAAUAUCCAGAUCUCACAGACGAGACGGCGAGAAACACACGUCGUCGUCCAUAUCUUAGAGGACCGUCUCACGACGAGAAUUCUGAAAAACGCAUGCUACAGAAAGAACGUUACCCGGGAAAAAGGGAACGUAAGGCGCAGGACAAAUCUAAAACUGAUAAUAAUGGAUUCCGCUCGUUCGAUAUCCUAAAUGGAGAGAAAAGAAACUUCAGCGGUGGUUUUGGAGGUGUAGAUAACUCUUUACUGAGAGGACAGAAAAGAAACUUCGGAGGUGGUUUAGGAGGCGGACUGAUUCGGGUGUUUUUGGUAUCCAUAAAAGGAGAAACGAUUCCUAAGAUUUAGACGGAAAAGAUAAAAAAGAUUCUUCAGAUUGGGAAGUUAAUCUCCUAAUGCCUGAUUUCGUGUAGGAGGGAUGGGAUAUAUUCAUGAUUUCCUGAUUAAAAAGGGAGUAGGACAUUUCCCAAGAAAUUCUGUUUUCAUGAAUUCACUUAGAAAUAUAAUCAUUUACAUAAUAACUGAUGUUUCGGACAACAAAAGUCAAACUUGUGAUCGUAAUUCAUGGCAAAAAGCUCCAUCUUUCAAUUGUAACUUACCGUAUUGAAUAAAUCAAUAUGCAUAUG
Messenger RNA from Ostrea edulis (European flat oyster), 972 nucleotides. RefSeq lists its product as uncharacterized. The transcript is spliced from 2 exons. Bases 86 to 694 code for a protein of 202 amino acids. NCBI's taxonomy places the organism in Eukaryota, Metazoa, Mollusca, Bivalvia, Ostreida, Ostreidae. The record is from RefSeq and is a predicted model, not a curated record.